CUCUCUCUCUCUCUCUCUCUCUCUCUCUGCUACUUCUGUCUACCCUUAUACAGAUCCAUCAGUCUCCUCUAUUUUCUCCCAUAUUCUGUCAUGGCAGAUCCCUACACUAAUUUCUUCAUAGGAAUCCACCAGCACUACGCUUUCACCUCCAAGCCACCUCCACCAUCAAUUGCUCCUCAAUUCUACAACUUGAGCACGCAAAGCUACACCAACGCGUUCAUCCCAGGGCAUCCACCCUCUCCUCCUCUUAGAGAGGCUCUUCCUCUCCUCAGCCUCAGCCCCACGAGGCACCAAGAGGAGGACGAGGACACCUCGUGCAGUGCCUCCACCGAAGUGGCCAAGAACAAGGCCUCAGGUGUCGAUGAUGAAGCGGAUGAUGCGGUGACUGUGGCUCUCCACAUCGGUCCCCCAAGCCCUGGUGCAGUUGAUCUGAUAUCAAGACUCCCCUCCACCUCAGAAGAUCGUAAUGGAGAAAAGGGAGCAGAAGGUGGCGACGAGGUGGUUCCUUUAGGCUACCCUUCCAAUCCCAUAGGAAAGCUCAACAAAGGCCAGUAUUGGAUUCCAACCCCUUCUCAAAUCCUUAUCGGACCUACCCAGUUCUCUUGUCCUGUAUGCUACAAGACUUUCAAUAGAUACAACAACAUGCAGAUGCAUAUGUGGGGACAUGGAUCGCAGUAUCGGAAGGGACCAAAGUCUCUGAGGGGCAUUCAACCUACGGCAAUGCUGAGGCUUCCAUGCUACUGCUGUGCUCCUGGUUGCAGGAACAACAUAGACCAUCCGAGAUCAAAGCCACUGAAGGACUUCAGAACCCUCCAAACGCACUAUAAAAGGAAGCAUGGAAUCAAACCCUUCAUGUGCCGCAAGUGCGGUAAGGCCUUUGCAGUGAAAGGAGAUUGGAGAACCCAUGAGAAGAACUGCGGUAAACUGUGGUACUGCGUCUGCGGCUCCGACUUCAAGCACAAGAGAUCACUGAAGGACCACAUCAAGGCCUUUGGGGGCGAGCACGCUGCAUACGACAUCAACUGCUUCGAGGAGGAAGACGAUCCAUCAUCGGAGAUCGAACAAGAUUGUCAUCAACGAAAUGAGCAAAGGUGACAUGAUUUUUAGCUAGUAGGUGCCCUCCGUUAUCGAGUUAACUAGCUCAUAAUAAUAUUGCUUCUUCGAAUGUCUUGGUUUCGGUAGUAUCAUGCCAAGUUAGAAGAUCAAUCUAUGUGGGCUAAGGUCUUGUACAUGAAGUCAUACUAUUAUCUUUACUUUGUUCGUGCUAGCCCUAAUAAUUUGCUAAUGUAAUGGAGUGAUCAGCUGUUAAAUUGUUAUGUUUCGAGGAACCGAUGAACAGCCUCUUUUGUUUUCCUUGUUUUCA
This is a messenger RNA of Musa acuminata subsp. malaccensis (wild Malaysian banana), 1363 nucleotides long. RefSeq names its product zinc finger protein WIP2-like. Gene Ontology annotation, molecular function: DNA-binding transcription factor activity. NCBI's taxonomy places the organism in Eukaryota, Viridiplantae, Streptophyta, Magnoliopsida, Zingiberales, Musaceae. Gene Ontology annotation, biological process: anatomical structure development; regulation of gene expression. The record is from RefSeq and is a predicted model, not a curated record. Gene Ontology annotation, cellular component: nucleus.